Aedes aegypti (yellow fever mosquito) is the source of this 2325-nucleotide messenger RNA. Its product is annotated as sodium- and chloride-dependent glycine transporter 2. The coding region runs from base 372 to 2270 and encodes 632 amino acids. The transcript is spliced from 7 exons. Gene Ontology annotation, cellular component: membrane. The record is from RefSeq and is a predicted model, not a curated record. Lineage: Eukaryota; Metazoa; Arthropoda; Insecta; Diptera; Culicidae. Gene Ontology annotation, biological process: sodium ion transmembrane transport.
UCGGUUCAUAAGCCUACCAAAAUUGAUCAUUUUGUAUGGAAAAAGUAGCAAAUGUGUUGUCUAAUACUGUACAUAGAGUGCAAUAGAUUUCCAUGAACGAAUAUUACCACCUGAUUGGUAAAUCAGCUACGCGCGGUAUGACGUCUGAUUGGCGCGCGGUGUAACCAUAUAGCAUCCAUAAAGUAAACGAGGCUUGAAAAUUCAUGCGCACAUGUAAGAUGUUUAACAUGUGCUUGCCAAAACUCGCUUCUCUCCAAGAUGCAUCAUCGUUUACUUCAAUCAUCUCUGCUUACCGUUUGUGAUCCUCGAGAUCACAUCAAUCAGUUAGACGUCCAGUGUUCUUAUUGUUUUCGUCCAAGGUAGAUCAACCAAUGGAAAAUCGGUUCGAGGGUAAUGGCAAAUCACGUCGGAUCAGCACAUUGACCGGAUCGUGGCUGGACAAUAGUGUAGCCGUACAGCAGAGCCGUAGAAUGGGAACCUAUAAAGGAGACGACGACGAAGAACAAGACGAAGUGUUAACGAAACGUGGCUCCUGGACGGGGAGGUUCGAUUUCUUGCUGUCGCUGUUGGGAUACUCGGUUGGGCUGGGCAAUGUUUGGCGAUUCCCGUACUUGUGCUACAACAAUGGAGGAGGUGCCUUCUUGAUUCCGUUCACCAUCAUGCUGGUAAUUGCCGGCCUCCCGUUGAUGUUCAUGGAACUAUCGAUAGCACAGUACGCGGGUCUAGGACCGGCCGUAUUGUUCCGAAGAUUUUCACCGCUGUUCCAGGGCGUGGGCAUAGGGAUGGUCCUCAUUGCUGGAACCGUCAUGCUGUACUACAAUGUCAUCCUGGCGUGGACCUUGUUCUACGCAGUGGCCUCAUUUGAGGAACCACUGCCAUGGAAGGGGUGCGAUCAUCCUUGGACCAGUAACAACUGCUAUUCGUACGAGGAAGAAAACGCGUGUGUUAGCAACAAUGGAACGUACUAUUUGAGGAAAUGCCAUGCCAAUGCGAACUUGAUCGCGAACCUCACCAAAGUUCCUAAAAAGCCUCCAGCGGAGGAUUUCUUCAAAAAUUACUUGUUACGACUUUCCCCGGGAAUUGAGACAACCGGCAAUAUUAGCGUAACUCUAGCGCUUUCCCUACUGGGAGCAUGGUUGAUCGUAUUCCUAUGCUUGUGUCGAGGAGUGAAGUCCUCUGGUAAGGUCGUCUACUUUACGGCCUUAUUCCCCUACGUAGUGUUAGUGAUGUUAUUUGUUCGAGGAAUUACGCUGCCGGGGUCAUACAACGGAAUCAUGUACUAUUUGGAGCCAGAUUGGGACAAACUGAAGAGUGCACAGAUUUGGGGCGAUGCUGCUGUGCAGAUAUUCUUCGCCCUGAGUCCAGCCUGGGGAGGCCUGUUGACCCUGGCGUCCUACAAUAAGUUCUCGAACAAUUGCUAUCGAGAUGCAAUCAUCGUUGCAAUCUCCAAUAUACUGACGUCAUUCUUUGCUGGAUUUGUGAUAUUUUCUAUCCUGGGAUUCUUGGCCCAUGAACUGGACACCGAGGUGGAAAGCGUGAUAGAUCAGGGAGCCGGAUUGGCAUUUGUCGUGUUCCCAGAAAUGGUGACCAAGCUGCAGAUGCCCAUGUUUUGGUCGGUGCUGUUCUUCUUUAUGCUGCUUACGCUGGGCCUUGAUUCACAGUUUACCCUAAUGGAAACGGUAGUAACGGGUAUUUUAGACACAUUCCCUAAGCUGAGACAGUGGAAGAUACGGGUCGUUUUUGGAGUUGCCGUCGCUGGAUAUGUUGGAGGAUUGGUGUUCAUCACGAAUAGCGGUAUGUAUUGGUUCCAGCUGGUUGACAAAUAUGCCGCUAAUUGGUCGGUGCUGCUAAUCGCCAUCAUCGAAUGUGUGCUAAUCGCGUGGAUCUACGGCUCGGAACGGUUCAUCGGCAACAUUGAAGAAAUGAUCGGAAAACGAUCUCUGUGCUUCCACUACUUCUGGACGAUUGCUUGGAAAUUUGUUACUCCCAUCACGUUGUUGUUUAUCCUAUGCUUUAACUGGAUUCAGUACAAGCCCGUUUCGUAUGGAAAGUACGUCUACCCGGAUUGGGCGGAUAUUGUUGGUUGGAUAAUUGGACUUUUACCUAUGAUGGUGAUAGUUGUAACGGCUUUAUACAAGAUUGUUGCAGAUACAUCGCUUCAAUCCACCGUUCAGAUCAUAAGAAAACUUCUGAAGCCAACAGCCGAGUGGAAACCGUCAAGAUCACCGCUUUACCGCUUUGAGUACGAUGACAAUGGCAUUGAGAUAUGAUAAUAUUUCUUAUAGACGAUCAAAUAAAGAUAAAUUCCAAGUAAACUGAGCUCAA